Messenger RNA from Doryrhamphus excisus (bluestripe pipefish), 7819 nucleotides. RefSeq names its product ankyrin repeat domain 50 (gene ankrd50). Gene Ontology annotation, molecular function: protein binding. The record is from RefSeq and is a predicted model, not a curated record. Lineage: Eukaryota; Metazoa; Chordata; Actinopteri; Syngnathiformes; Syngnathidae.
UGGCCGGGCAGCAGUGUGUGAGUGUCGGGCAGCAGGAGGAGCCCGCACCGCCUGGAGGACAGACGACGAGGCGAGCGAGCGAGAGAGAGAGAGCGAGCGAGAGAGCGAGGAAAAAAGAAGAGACAUUAAAUUGAAAGAAAGACGUUGCUUUGCUCGGAGGCCAAAAAAAAAAUCGCAACCCGAACGUUCGAAAGGCUGAAGUUUGCAAAUGGACAGACUGGGUGUCGACUAGGGACAAAAAGCCAGCGGAAGACGUCUGCAGGAGACAUUUUUAAGUAAAACGGGACGCCGAUGGCGACGUCUUUUGCGAUGUAUCUGUGGAACCGUUUCCGUAUCUCCGACUGCGUCUGUGCCGAGUGCCAUGGCCGGUGAUGAGCGCCAUGCUAAAGCAGCGCAGGAAUAACAAGGAGCACUCAGUUCACGCAGAGGGAAAACGCUGGAAGAAGUUGGUGGAAAAUCUUGUUUUUUGCCUCAAUUUUGAGCCCUGUUUUUUUUUAUUAUUUUGACCUAGAUACAUGUGCAAGGCGCCGGAGUGGCCUUUUUUUUUUGCUUUCGACACUUUCUGGCUGAAGCGCUCAUUUUUAGCCAAUCGCACGCUUUCUGAACAAUGUACCUAAUAGUCACGGACGGCGGGAUGCACAAGUACGCAAAGUGAGGAUGUAAGCAGCAGGAAGAUGGGAGGCUUAUGAAGAGACGGAGGAACCAGCAGAGCACGAUGGCCCAAACCAGUUUGCUGCAGGGGAAGCGCUUUUACUGCCGGGAGUGGGUCUUCCAUAAGAUCCAGCACUGCCUCCAGGAGAAAAGCGGCAACCUCAGCGGAGUGAGCAGCACCCCGGGUAAGCCGCAGCCUCCUCUCGGGCCCAGCGGCGCCCUGACAUCAGGCUCGGCUAAAAGCGGCAACUCAUGGGGAGUUUUACUGGUCGGCGGUCCCGGUAGCGGGAAAACGGCACUUUGCACGGAACUUCUGUGGCCCACGUCCGCACCGGGAGUCCAGCGAGGUCUGCACCAGCAGUGCCUGGCGUUCCACUUCUGCCGGGCGGACGACUCGGACACGCUCUGCGUCGCCGGUUUCAUACGCGGCCUGGUGGCGCAGAUUUGCCGUGGCGGACUGGUGCCGGGUUACGAGGAGAAGGUUCGUGACCCGGCCGUGCAGAGCGCCCUGCAGGCUGGAGAGUGCGAGAGGAACCCCACUGAGGCCUUCAAAAGAUGUGUGCUCUUGCCUCUACUGAGUGCCAAUCCACCGCCGCAGGCGCUCUUCCUGUUGGUGGACUCCAUCGACGAGGGCGGUCAGCUGGGCGAGGCGGAGCAGAGGUCGUCCUCCCCGGGCUCCCCAAGAACCAUCGCCGAGCUCCUCGCCAGCCAUCACGAGUUCCUGCCGCCGUGGCUCCUGCUCAUCUGCUCUGCACGGAGACAGAACAAGGCCAUUACCAAGCUUUUCACGGGGUUCCGAAAGAUCAGCCUGGAUGAUCUACGCAAGGCCUACAUCGUCAAGGAUGUUCAACAGUACAUCCUCCACCGCCUGGACCAGGAGGAGGCCCUGAGACAGCACCUCACCAAGGAGACUGCAGAGAUGCUGAACCAACUCCACAUCAAAAGCAGCGGAUGCUUCCUAUACCUGGAACGAGUACUGGACGGCGUGGUGGAGAACUUCAUCAUGUUGCGCGAGAUCCGCGACAUCCCCGGAACGCUCAACGGCCUCUACCUUUGGCUCUGCCAGAGACUCUUUGUCAGGAAACAGUUUGCCAAAGUCCAGCCCAUUCUCAACGUCAUCCUGGCAACUUGCAGGCCGCUCACGGUCAAGGAGCUCUACCACGCAGUUUGGACCAAGAACAUGACUCUGACUAUGGAAGAGUUCCAGAAAAAGAUGGACAUUCUGUCCAAGUUGUUGGUGGACGGUUUCGGGAAUACUAAAAUCCUCUUUCAUUACAGUUUUGCCGAGUGGCUCCUCGAUGUUAAGCACUGUACGCAAAAGUAUCUGUGCAACGCCGCCGAGGGACACAGGAUGUUGGCGAUGAGUUUCACCUGCCGAGCAAAGCAGCUUAAACCACAUCAAGUGCAGGAGUUUGCUCUUCACUUGGUCAAUUCCAGUCUCCAGAUGGAGCCGUCGAAUCUGGCUCUUUGGAUGGUCUGGAAUGGGACUCCCGCUAAAGACUCUUUGACCACUUCGAUACCGAAAGAGCAGGAGGUUUUGCAGCUUCUGGUGAAAGCCGGAGCCCACGUCAACAACGAAGAUGACCACGCCUCGUGUAUCGUGCAACAGGCGCUAGAACGAGAGGACUCAAUUCGGACGUUGCUGGAUAACGGGGCGUCGGUGAAUCAGUGCGACUCCAGCGGAAGAACGCUACUCUCGAACGCGGCCUACAGCGGAAACCUCGACGUCGUCAACUUGCUGAUCUCCAGAGGAGCAAACAUGGAGCUGGUGGACAACCACGGACAAACGGCGGUUACCCUUGCCGCGAGACAAGGUCACACCAAAGUGGUCAACUGUCUCAUUGGCUGCGAGGCCAACAUCAACCACACGGAUCACGACGGCUGGACGGCGCUCCGUUCGGCGGCUUGGGGAGGACAUUCAGAAGUCGUUUCGGCUCUACUUUACGCCGGCGCCAAAGUGGACUGCGCCGAUGCCGACGGCAGGACGGCUUUGAGAGCGGCCGCCUGGGGGGGUCACGAGGAUAUCGUGUUGAACCUCCUUCAGCACGGCGCCGAGGUCAACAAAGCCGACAAUGAGGGAAGAACCGCUCUCAUCGCCGCCGCGUACAUGGGACACAGAGAGAUAGUGGAGCAUCUCUUAGAUCAUGGCGCCGAAGUCAAUCAUGAAGAUGUGGACGGUCGGACCGCCCUUUCGGUGGCGGCGCUCUGCAUCCCCGCGAGUAAAGGCCACGCUUCUGUCGUGAGUCUUCUCAUCGACAGGGGGGCCGAGGUAGACCACUGCGACAAAGACUGCAUGACCCCGCUCCUCGUGGCCGGCUACGAAGGACACGUAGACGUGGUCGAUUUACUUCUGGAAGGUGGCGCCGAUGUGGAUCACACGGACAACAAUGGACGCACACCGCUCCUUGCAGCGGCGUCCAUGGGGCACGCGUCAGUUGUCAAUACGUUGCUGUUCUGGGGCGCCGCCGUCGACAGCAUCGACAGCGAGGGAAGGACGGUGCUGAGCAUCGCCUCGGCUCAGGGGAACGUGGAGGUGGUGAGGACUCUGCUGGACAGAGGUCUGGAUGAGAACCACAGAGACGACGCAGGCUGGACACCGCUGCACAUGGCGUCGUUUGAGGGCCACCGGCAAGUUUGCGAAGCGCUCAUCGAACAAGGCGCCCGUUGCGUGGAGGUCGAUAACGACGGCAGGAUACAGUUGAUAUUAGCCGCGCAAGAAGGACAUUACGACUGCGUUCAGAUUCUCCUGGACAACAAGUCGUGCAUCGACCAGCGAGGCUACGACGGGAGGAACUCUCUCAGGGUGGCUGCACUAGAAGGCCACAGGGACGUCGUCGAACUUCUGCUCAGCCACGGCGCAGACAUCGACUACAAAGACGCAGACGGACGCCCGACGUUGUACAUCUUGGCACUCGAAAACCAGCUAGCAAUGACAGAGUACUUCCUGGAAAACGGCGCCAACGUGGAAGCCUGUGACACCGAGGGGCGAACGGCCCUCCACGUUUCCUGCUGGCAGGGUCACGUGGAAAUGGUGAGGCUGCUGAUCAACUACCACGCCGACGUGAAUGCCAGCGACAACGAGAAACGUUCGGCGCUCCAGUCUGCCGCCUGGCAAGGCCACACCAAAGUUGUGCAGUUUUUGAUUGACAACGGGACACGCGUCGAUCACACGUGCAACCAAGGCGCAACCGCCUUGGGUAUCGCCGCCCAGGAGGGUCACAUCGACGUUGUGCAGAUACUCCUCGAAAACGGUGCCGACCCUAACCACGCCGACCAAUUCGGACGCACUGCAAUGAGAGUGGCGGCAAAAGGCGGCCAUUCUAUGAUUAUAAAACUCUUGGAAAAAUAUGGCGCCUCAACGCUUAACGGCGGCAAUCCGUCUCCGGUACACACCAUGGACGACAAAAUGUCUGUGACCGUUAAAAUGCAGUCCCUCACCAUCAAAUCAAGUAGUUCCGGCAGCACCGGCGCGGGAGAUCUGCAGUCAGCCGGACGCGGUCUCGCCAACGGACCCGUGCAUGCGUUCAGCUCCCCGUCUGAAUCCCCCGAUUCCACCGUCGAUCGACAGAAAUCGUCACUCUCAAAUAAUUCGCUCAAGAGCUCAAAGAACUCCUCCCUGAGAACCACGUCGUCUACAGCCACGGCUCAAACCGUACCCAUCGACAGCUUUCACGCUUUGACGUUUACGGAACAAAUCCAGCAGCACUCGCUGCCUCGAAGUCGCAGCAGGCAGUCCAUCGUCUCGCCUUCGUCCACAACGAAAUCAAUCGGGCCUCAGCAGCCGCCCUCGCCGUCCAAUGACUUUGACUGGUCUCUGUUGAAAUCCGGUCUCAAAUCCACAAAGGGAACUAAAAUCGGAAACGGAACGUCAAACAGCAAAGCCGCAGACAAGAAAAAAUCAAAUCAGGGUCCGGUUCUUGAGUACGAGAUGACGCAAUUUGACAAGCGAGUGGCCCUCAAUAAAUCAGUCGCCAACAUCGCGGCAAAGGAUCCUCAUUGCAAAGUCUUAAUCGGAGGAUCCAUCCAGCACCAGGAUCGGAGUCAAGUCCAAGACCAGCUCUUCAUCCAGCAGCAGAGCUGCGCUGAGAAGAGGCGUAACGGAAUCAUGACCAACCCGAAUUAUCACAUACAGGGUAAUCAGGUCUUCCUGGGUAGGGUCUCGGUCCCUCGCAGUAUCCAGAACAGGGACGUUCUGGAGAACUAUCCGGUCGGCGAAACAGAACUAAGCCUUAAACAAACCCUGAAACUGCAAAUUGAAGGAUCGGAUCCUGGGUUUAAUUACAAAAAGGAAACUCCGUUAUAGUCGGGAUAUCGGAGAGGGGGACUGGAUCGUAAGUCAAAAACCACCAUCUUGAAUCUAAUCAGACUCGAAUGAAGAAUGUCUACAUCUGGACCUGUCAGUCAAACGCUUCCUGUGUGCUGUCUCCAAUAUCUUGAACGCCGAUCGUCAUCACAAAACGGGGGCGGGUGGGGGGUGUGCCAAAGGAACUGUUUUCAUGUUCUCAAAAACAAAACAAAAACCUGAUACUCUGUGCCUACAUCUGUUACAGCCUUGUAGUCCUGCAAACGUAUGGUUCUAAUUUAAUAUAAUAUUUAAUUCAAAUGUAUGCACUUUGAUUUUUUAUUUACUUUGCAUCCCAUCCUUUAGUUUAUCAAGAGUGUGUGAGUGGUUAGCGCGCAGACCUCACAGCUAGGAGACCAGGGUUCAAUUCCACCCUGGAGUUUGCAUGUUCUCCCUGUACAUGCGUGGGUUUUUUCCGGGUACUCCGGUUUCCUCCCACAUUCCAAAAAAAACAUGCUAGGUUAAUUAGCGACUCCAAAUUGUCCAUAGGUAUGAAUGUGAGUGUGAAUGGUUGUUUGUCUAUAUGUGCCCUGUGAUUGGCUGGCUGGCGACCAGUCCAGGGUGUACCCCGCCUCUCGCCCGAAGACAGCUGGGAUAGGCUCCAGCACCCCCCUGCGACCCUCGUGAGGAAAAAGCGGUAGAAAAUGAAUGAAUGAAUGAGUUUUCCUCUAUUUUGUGUGGAAGUGGUAACUUUUUGGCUUCUUAUUUUGUCUUUCCCCACCCGCGGCCAUCUCUGUGUGGAGUUUGCAUGUUCUCCCCGUGCAUGCGUGGGUUUUCUCCGGUUUCCUCCCACAUUCCAAAAACAUGCUAGGUUAAUUAAUUAGCGACUCCAAAUUGGCCAUAGGUAUGAACGUGAGUGUGAAUGGUUGUUUGUCUAUAUGUGCCCUGUGAUUGGCUGGCCACCAGUCCAGGGUGUACCCCGCCUCUUGCCCGAAGACAGCUGGGAUAGGCUCCAGCACCGCCUGCGACCCUUGUGAGGAAAAGCGGUAGAAAAUGAAUGAAUGAAUGACGACUUUUUCCUCAAUUACUUACAAUUUUUUCUUGCGCGGUGAGCAAGUGGUUAGCGCACAGACCUCACAGCUAGGAGACCGGAGUUCAAUACCACCCUCGGCCAUCUCUGUGUGGAGUUUGCAUGUUCUCCCCCCUUGUGCAUGCGUGGGUUUUCUCCGGGUACUCCGGUUUCCUCCCACAUUCCAAAAAAAAAAACAUGCUAGGUUAAUUAGCAUUACUCCAAAUUGUCCAUAGGUAUGAAUGUGAGUGUGAAUGGUUGUUUGUCUAUAGCAGUAGAAAAUGAAUGAAUGAAUUCCCGAUUCCUGUGUGGCUACCAAAGUGCUAACUUCUACAGUCAAUUGGAAUUGAACCCUGGUCUCCUAGCUGUGAGGUCUUCCAAAAAAACAUGCUAGGUUAAUUAAUUAAUUGGUGUCUCCAAAUUGUCCAUAGGUAUGAAUGUGAGUGUGAAUGGUUGUUUGUCUAUAUGUGCCCUGUGAUUGGCUGGCGACCAGUCCAGGGUGUACCCCGCCUCUCGCCUGAAGACAGCUGGGAUAGGCUCCAGCACCCCCCGCGACCCUCGUGAGGAAAAGCAGUAGAAAAUGAAUGAAUGAAUGAAUGAGUGCGUUUGUUUUAUUCACACUGACAGCAAUGUACCCGCCGGGAGUACGUUGGCACCAAUCAGAGGACAUACGUUGCCCGUAAAUAGCUUGUUUUUUGUUGUUUUUUUUUUUUGCUUCUGUGUGAUAUGUUUCAUAGUCUCGCCGAUUUAGUCCAACAGUUUGAUAUGAGAGCAUAUUUAUUUUUGGAAAAAAAAGCCACUUUUUUUUGUUUGCGUUACGCUCGACCAUGGUGCUGUGUUCACAAGUCUUUGAGUGUUUAAGUGUUUGGUCACAAAAGAGAAAAAAAAUACAUUUUGUCCCCAUGGGAUUUUUUUUUAAAUUUUUUUAUGUGUUUAUAUUUUUGCUUUUGAUGCGUGCUUAAGAAUAUUUAAAUAUAUCCACUGUUUUUUUUUUUGUUUGUUUUUUUUGGUGCUAAAAGAUCAUGGCUUCUUGUUUGUGGUCACGUUUCACUCAGCGACAUCGACUGCUUAGACGGGAUUCAACCCCCCCACUACCUUGCUAAAAAGUCAAAUCCGUGGGUGUCGUUGUGAGAAGUUAGUCUUAAAACCAAAGUUGGAACAACCGCCCCCACCCCGCCCCCCUCCCCAUGGUCCCCGUGUGCUAAGCUGAAUGUCAGUCAAAACAGAACCAGAAGUCAAGACAUCUGGUUCUCGUCACAUUUGCAGUCAUAUUUUUUUUUUUUGCGUCACGCUAACACAGUGAGCUAGUUUCCGGGGAGGGGGGGGUUAGAAAGUACAGUCGGGCGAGCUCGGAGGAACGCCGUGAACACAUAGGCGGUCUUCUUCUUUAGCGUGUGCUCGGACUGUAAAUACGCUCACGAUGUCACGAUGCGUACAUUCUGACUUUCAUUUCAAAACAAUUCCUGUCUCAUAUGGAAAGGGAUUUUUCUGAUGUAUAUUAUAAUUAAAAAAAAUGCUUAAUAAACAUAUUUGCUUUACUGCUGGAAAACAAACUGAUGUCUCGUUUAUGUUUGUUAUAUAAUAGACACGGAUGGUAUGUAAACAAAGGGUACAUAUACGGUAGAAAUACUAAGUGCAGUACAUGUACGGUAAAUAUGCUGAAAAAGUUUAUUAAGUAUAUUUUGAGAAAAACACAUAUAGUUUAUUGCCAUAUUAUUUUAUAGAUUUUAUUCUCAUAAUGUAACUUUUCCCCAAGCAAAAUUGUCAAAAAAAAUGUUUUUUUUUCUCUCAAAACAACUUUUUUCUUUAAUAAUUCA